Corticium candelabrum is the source of this 1712-nucleotide messenger RNA. Its product is annotated as collagen alpha-1(I) chain-like. Bases 138 to 1550 code for a protein of 470 amino acids. Gene Ontology annotation, cellular component: extracellular matrix. The transcript is spliced from 4 exons. Lineage: Eukaryota; Metazoa; Porifera; Homoscleromorpha; Homosclerophorida; Plakinidae. The record is from RefSeq and is a predicted model, not a curated record.
AUCACCUGCUCAGUUGCGGCACACAACCACGGUGUCAGAGUCCGUGAAAGCAAAUUUGCUUCUAACGUCAAUAACAAGUUUGCGAUAUCAAGCGACUAAACGCCUACCAAAACCUCAACGGUUAAUACGUUGGAAAUAUGAAAUCUGCUCACUACGUCACUGCUUUGGCGCUUUUAUGGAUAACAUCAUUGGCUCUUGCUGAUGAGGAAAUAUCAAGCUCAAGUGAUAAUGGCGAUGAAAAGCCAGUACUACAAGAGGCUGGACCUCCCGGUCAGAAAGGAGAGAAGGGCGAAGAGGGAGCUUCCGGAUCUAAAGGAAUACAAGGUCCAAGUGGAAAGGCAGGGGAAAAAGGAGCUCCUGGAUCUGAAGGAAUGCGUGGUCCAAAAGGAGAGCCGGGAGCUCCCGGAUCUCACGGAAUACGCGGUCCAGACGGACAUCAUGGAAAUAAUGGUUCCAAAGGUUGCAAAGGAGAACCCGGACCAAUGGGAGUUCCUGGAUUUGGAUCAAACGGUUCAAAAGGAGAGCCCGGAGCAAUGGGAGCUCCCGGAUCUCCAGGAAUACGCGGUCCAAGAGGAGACCCAGGAGAAAAGGGAUCUCCUGGAUCUCCAGGAAUACAAGGUCCUAGUGGAGAUCCAGGAGAAAAAGGAGCUCCUGGACUUGAAGGAAUAAGAGGUCCAAAAGGAAAGCCAGGACAAAAGGGAACUCCUGGAUCUCCAGGAAUACAAGGUCCUAGUGGAGAUCCAGGAGACAAAGGAGCUCCUGGACUUGAAGGAAUAAGAGGUCCAAAAGGAAAGCCAGGAGAAAAGGGAGCUUCCGGAUCUCCAGGAAUACGCGGUCCAAGAGGAGACCCAGGAGAAAAGGGAGCUCCUGGAUCUCAAGGAAUACGCGGUCCAGUUGGACAUCAUGGACAUAAUGGUACAAAAGGUGGCAAAGGAGAACGCGGAUCUCCAGGUCUAGGAGGAGAGCCCGGAGCAAUGGGAGCUCCCGGACCUACAGGAAUACGCGGUCCAAGAGGAUAUAAUGGAAGUAAUGGUGUACCAGGUUCAAACGGAGAGCCGGGACCAAAAGGAGAACGUGGUAGGCGCUUGAACUGGAAGCAAUGUACUGAGACCAAGGGUAGUAACAAACAAAGCGGAAUAUUACUCAGCUGUCCAUUCAUAAAAUAUAAAAAGAAAACAGCAGUACAUGUGGAAUUUGGAGGAACCUUACGAACAAUGCUCAAUACCCUGACAACAAACGAACCUGUUGUUUGUGCUCGAUGGUACUUUACAUUUGAUGGAGAAGAAUGCCAACCACCAAUUGAUGGCGUAGUGUAUGAAGGUCAGAAAGGCAAUUCGCAUUAUCCACACCAAAUCGGUGGUUUCUGUCAGAUGACGAAGGCAGACACGAAGGCAGCCAAAAUCAUCAGUCGUGGCAGGGUUAACAUUGAAUUUCGCAUCGGGCACUGUCAUCAUGGCAGCCGACAGUUGCAAGGCGUCACUCAUCUUGGCUUGGAUUCUGUUUCACGACUAAUAAUCACUGAAAUGCCACCACCUCAAGACUGCAAUUAGACUAUGAAUGAACUCUGAUGUGACUGACUGAUGACCUCUGUGCUAGUUACACACAGCAAAGCGUAGUUAACGUUGCUACAUAUCUAGCUGUAUGCUGUUUUUCUGUUGGGUGUUUGUUACAAUAAGCAGUUGGACAACAUGUUUGUUCGUUGCUGAUCAUUC